Messenger RNA from Theileria parva strain Muguga, 534 nucleotides. Its product is annotated as ribosomal protein L4. The transcript has a single exon. Lineage: Eukaryota; Apicomplexa; Aconoidasida; Piroplasmida; Theileriidae. The coding region runs from base 1 to 534 and encodes 177 amino acids. The record is from RefSeq and is a predicted model, not a curated record.
AUGUUUAGUGAUAAUACUAUAUUCAGCCAAUUAAUAUUAAAUAUAAAAUUUGGUUUAACAAUUAAAAAUAAACUUAUUUAUUGUUUUAAUAUAUUUAUAAAUAAAUUUUUAAACAGUAAUAAAAAAAUAUUAUAUGACAUAAAAAAAAAUAUUAAAAAUAAUAUGUUUAAUUUUAGAAAUAAACUAAAUUUUAAUAAAAGUAAAAAAAAUAUUGUUUCCAAAAAAAGAACUGGUAAAUCAAGGUCAGGAUCAUCGUCAUCACAUACUCUUAGAAAAGGUUUAUUGUGGUUCGGUUUAAGAAAUAUAAAAUUAAAAGAAAAAAAAUUUAACAAAAAUUUAUUAAAUAGUUUACUAAUUGAUAAUAAAAAUAUAAUAACUAUUAAUAAUUUAGAAAUAAUUAAAUUUAUAUAUUAUAUUACAUAUAAUAAUAAUAAUUUAUUCAAAAUAAGUAGUAUAAAUACUUUUUAUUUAAAUUCUAUACACAAUUAUAAACAUUUAAUAAACAAUAAAAAGUGUAUAAAUAUAGUGUAUUAA